Messenger RNA from Closterium sp. Naga37s-1, 1533 nucleotides. The record is from the annotation of a GenBank genome assembly. NCBI's taxonomy places the organism in Eukaryota, Viridiplantae, Streptophyta, Zygnematophyceae, Desmidiales, Closteriaceae.
AUGCCACCACCAUGCCACCACCCAUGCCACCACCCAUGCCACCACCCAUGCAUACCACCCAUGCCACCACCCAUGCCACCACCCAUGCCACCACCCAUGCCACCACCCAUGCCACCACCCAUGCCACCACCCAUGCCACCACCCAUGCCACCACCCAUGCCACCACCCAUGCCACCACCCAUGCCACCACCCAUGCAACCCAUCCUCACCACUUGUCCCAUGCCUACAUGCCUUCCCCGCACUGCAUACCUCUCUUCUCCACUUAUUCUCUUCCCCCGCUCCCUUUCCCUCUCCUUAUCCCUCUCUCCCCACCCACCUGCAGGUGGUGGGGAAGGCGGAGUGACUUUCUUUGACUCACGAACGCACAAGGCCGUGACUCACCUGUCACACAGCCCAUGCCACCUCAGACCAUGGUGCUUCCAUCCCACCCACACAUCGCAUUCCCACCUCACGUGCGUCUGCGCUCCCUCCCACUCUCUCUCCACCUAUCCGCCUGCAGGCGGGGGGGAUGGCGGCGUGGCACUGUUUGAUUCGCGCAUGCACAAGGCAGUGACUCGCCUGUCCGUAGGGGAUAACUGUGAGGUGACGCCAGCAGUGUUCAGCCCCUGUGGUCGAUGGCUCAUACCACCUGCUCAUCCAACAGCUGCCUCCGCUUCUCUUCUCACUCUCCACCUGCCCCAUACCCCACUGCUCCAUCCAUUAACCUAUGCACCCAUACCCCUCUCCACUCCUCCCCAUCCAAACCCUCAGGUGACGUCAGCAGCAUUCAGCCCCUGUGGUCGUGCAGCACUCCGUGCAGCAUGCAGGGUGAGUGAGUGUGGUGCGGUGCGGUGUGUAUGUGUGAUGGGGCAUGGUACUACUGACCCCACGUCCACGGCCCUCCCGUGCCAUCACCGCAGCACUCAGUGCACGUGCGGGGUGAGAAAGGGAAAAGGGGAGGGAGGGGAGGGUAUCACUGCAUGGGGUUUGAGGUGGGGUGAGUGCAUGAUUUUGACGCAAUGGCGCCUCUCCCACGGCCCUCCCAUGCCGUCGGUGCAGCACUCCAUGCAGCAUGCGGGCUUUGUGGAUUGUGGGGACGAGGGGGUGAACGACGCCCGAUGGCUCUCUGCCUCACCCGGCCUCGUGACUGCCAGUGGCAACGGCAGCUUGCAGCUCUUCCCUUCUUCCUCCGCCCUCCCUUCUUCCUCCACCCUCCCUUCUUCCUCCGCCUUCCCUUCUUCCUCCGCCCUCCCUUCUUCCCCCCCUCCCAUGGCAGUGUGGCUCUCUAAGGCAUUCAUUUUCUCCCCUCUCUUUUCUCCAUGGCAGGUGGCCGUGGCACCUGAUGGUGCCUGCAUUGCCUCUGAGACUGCUGAAAUGGAUUUUGCUUUGCUCCUCUUUCUCCCUGCAUGGCAGGUGGCCGUGGCACCCGACGAUGCCUGCAUUGCGACCGGGGGUCCUCCAUCUCUCUCCAUCAACUGCCUCUCCAGCCUCAGCUCGAUGGAAGCUCACACAUCCCCUUGCCUUGUAGCCUUGCUGCCAGCUUGUUGGAGUUGA